AUUUAAUUAUGGCUUUAUGGUUAAAGCGUUUAGUUUUAUAAUUGUGCAAAUUAGCAAUUCACAGAAACUGUUUUCGUUUAUCAUGUCUUUGCAUUUUGUAAGCAAGCCUAUUUGCACCAAGGCAUAACCAAUUGUGGGUUAUUGUGCGUUAUUAUUCUAAGAUUAUAAAAAGGGGGUUAUUGACAUUUAAUGGAGAUGAAUUAAUUUUAGUUGUGGUAUAUUGCAGACGUUGCGCAGAAAGAGAGGUCGGACGAAAGCUGGCCGGCCUGCAGACCUAACUUUGAGGUGUUAGGUCAAGGUGCUUACGCGAGGGGCACUAUUACUUCAUCGGUAUAUAGCGCCGGUACGAUUCCUUCGCUGUGUGGCGUCGUCCCAAAAGGAGAAAAGUGGGAGGAGUGUUGUGCCGGUGCCCGGCCUACAAAACGCGCACAUACCUCGUGACUGGGAACCAGCGACAAAUCGAUAAAAAACAUGCUGGGCAGCACGAGAUAGUACGGUCUCUUGUGCACGGGACGUUGAGGUGAGUAGAUGUGUUUAUGUGCCUAUGUCCCAAUGUGAGUAUUGUGUGAGGAAUUGUGAGCCUAUAUAUUUUAUAUGGUAUUGUAUUGUAUAUGUGUGUCUGUAACUGUGAGCCUGUAACUGUGAACCUGUGCGUGUAACCCUGAGUACGUUAGUAGUUCCAGGGGGUUAAGCCUGUGCAUGUUAGCCAGUGUCUAGCUGUGAGCCUGUGUGUAUUGUAUUAUAUUGUAUUUUAUGUGUGUUCAACACGUAUUUACCUGGAAGGCCUUUCCCAGAAGAUAUAAGUGAGUCUGUGACUGUGUAUGUGAGUCUGUGAGUUGCCUGUGAUUGUGACAAUGACACGUAUUUCCCUGGAAGUGUAUUCCCAGAAGUAUAUGUGUAUGUAAGCCGGUGACUGUGUGUUUAAGUACGUAUUUGCCUGGAGGUGUAUUCCCAGAAGUACAUGUAUAGUGCCAUUCCGUGACGUGGACGAGCCGUAGCCGACGAGUGUCUACCCGACGAGCCGAUGCGUCAAGCCGACGAGUUCCCUCGAAGACGACGAGGACGUUUGGUGCCAACCUGACGAGGAUUCCAGUCGAUGCCCAUCAAGGACAAGCUGUGAACACACUUAAAGAUCAGACCUGCAGCAUGGGGUCUGGAAGUAAGAUCAACAACACUGGAGGCAUAGCGGCAUUGGUGCAAGACGCAGCCAAAAUUGCACGGCAGCGGCAGGUAAGCUUGUUUGAUGAGUCGGAAGAGUCCCUUGACAGAGAGAUAACAAGGGAAGAGCAGCGAGGAGUUCCAAAAACAAAGCUUGGGAAAGUGAGACGAAAAGGUGAACAUUUGUUGCACUCAAAGUACGUUUUAAUACUGGUCAUUAGCCUCAACCUCAUCGAUAUUCUCCUCGUGCUCGGGGAACUCAUGCUCGACAUCCAUUACGUCACAGACUUGCUCACCAAAGAACACAAACGUUCUAACGAGUUUAUUGCGACCAUGAAGAAAAUGUACCCGGAUCGCCUUAGUUACCUUAAAUCAGACGACAUCUACGGACUGGAACACGAAAUUUUGAUUGGUCAAAUCGUGUGGAAUGCGUCAGGUAACUCUUUGUUGUCUUCCAAACAUCGUAGGGAAAGGCGGGAAGGAGGCUCGAACAUUUCAAACGAGGCUAUCGUAAAUAUGACCGUUUCAAGAGGUCCUGUGGUCGGGAAUACCAUAGAAGUGGAUAUAGCUCACGGACUGCAUAAAGCCAGCAUCGCAAUUGUAGGAAUACUUUGUGUUGAGGUUCUGCUUAAAAUGUUCUGCUUUGGCACUGAGCUUCUUCAGCAUAAGUUGGAGUGCUUCGACGUGUUCAUCGUUAUUUCAUCCUUCGUCGUGGACCUUGCACUCCGGAAGGGACUACAACAGUUUGCGACACCAGAGUUUGCGGUCAUCCUGAGUUUUCUUGUGCCCUGGAGAUUUAUCCGUGUCGCCAACAGUCUGAUAGUGGCCGUCAUGGACCACGAACAUUUCCGGAUAAUGGUACUCUACAAGAAAAAGAAAGCGGCGCAGAAAGCGCUGCAGGAGGCAAAUGAUGAUAUCAAGGGACUCGAGGCUUGCGUGGACACAUUGCAGAAACUAUGCACUAAAGCCGGAUUUCCACACGCCAUGGUGCAAGAAAAAAUACAACGCGCGCUUCAGGGGAACAUCACGUUAACAGAGCUGGUGGAAAGCACUCUCAUAGUGGGUGCUGUCACUGUAUUGGACAGCGAAUCGCCGGCGUUGAUCCGUCGGGCGCUCCUCGAGGACAGAGUGAAACAGAGCCCGGCAAUUCAAACAAGAGGUCGUUCGCGGACAUGGACCGGAACGGAAUUGUCGCGAGAUUAUUCGAGACCACCGAAGAGACCAUCACCACUAACAACACCGACACUGAAGACCCCAGAACGAGCGCUUCCAGCCAACAUCACGAUAACGCGGCUGGUGGAAAGGACGCUUUCGGUAGGCAGCGUUAGUGUUUUGGACGACGAAUCGCCGGCGCGUAUGCGUCGGGCCAUUCUCGAGGACAAAGCGAAACGGAGCCCGGUGAUUGAAAGAAGAAGCCGUUCCGUGACAUGGGCCGGAACGGAAUUGCCGCAAGAUUGGCCGAGACAAGCGCCGAGUUUAUCACCAAUAUUAAAACCGACAAUGAAGGCCUUAGGCAGCCCGGUAAUUCAAAAAAGGCGCCAAUCUGAAAUGGACCGGAACGGGAUUGUGCCAAGAUUUACCAAGACUAGCGCCGAGUUCACCACUAUCAACCUCGACAAUAACAACCCUAGCAGGAAAGACGCGACGGAAGUGACGUCAUCAGACACGAAGGCGAGCGACCUUGUUAACGACUACUCUGAGGUCACUUUUUUUUGACAAGUUCCAACUUCUGUGGCA
Molecule: messenger RNA, 2895 nt
Organism: Dreissena polymorpha
Lineage: Eukaryota; Metazoa; Mollusca; Bivalvia; Myida; Dreissenidae
Exons: 16
Coding region: 1147-2874 (575 amino acids)
Biological process (GO): proton transmembrane transport
Cellular component (GO): plasma membrane
Molecular function (GO): voltage-gated proton channel activity
Source: RefSeq, a predicted model, not a curated record